CGACUCUUAUCUGGCUUUCCUUAUGAUAGCCAUCACUGAUCAAUUUAUAUUGGUCAAUAGAGGAAUAGGGUGAGACAGAGAUGGAGAGUGCUGUGGUUGCUUCUCUGCUGCUGUUUCUCUUCGUUGGUUGGUCUCAUGUUGCUGAGGCACAGUUGCCAAUCCCAGCCAAGAUUGAUGGGUUUGUCUACAAGAGAGCUCCGGUCUGGGGGCACUCGGUGGUGGUGGAGGCCUUCUUCGAUCCUAUGUGCCCAGAUAGCCGUGAUUCAUGGCCUCCUCUCAAGAAGGCUCUCAAGCACUACUCCUCCAGGCUCUCUGUCGUAGUCCAUCCCUUUCCCCUACC
This is a messenger RNA of Elaeis guineensis (African oil palm), 340 nucleotides long. Lineage: Eukaryota; Viridiplantae; Streptophyta; Magnoliopsida; Arecales; Arecaceae. The record is from RefSeq and is a predicted model, not a curated record.